Molecule: messenger RNA, 4698 nt
Organism: Notothenia coriiceps (black rockcod)
Lineage: Eukaryota; Metazoa; Chordata; Actinopteri; Perciformes; Nototheniidae
Gene: tmem161b
Product: transmembrane protein 161B
Exons: 12
Coding region: 212-1687 (491 amino acids)
Source: RefSeq, a predicted model, not a curated record
UUGAAAAUACUUGGGAGAGGAGGUUGAAUCCAUUGAUUUUGGACGAUGUAACCCAAGUCUGCGAGGAUACGGUGACAAUUUGAAUGAGAACCCCCUUCAGUUUGUGCAUAACCAUCGUAAGAAGGGCUUAUGUGCUCCUCGCCACUUGAUUUCCGACUCGGGGAGCUCAGUGUUGUCGGGGUAGAGUCAGUUUCAGCUGCACUGCAUCAACAUGGGUGUGAUCGGUGUGCAGCUGGUGGUUACCAUGGUAAUGGCCAGUGUAAUUCAGAAAAUCAUACCUCAUUAUUCCUUCGCAAGAUGGCUACUCUGCAGUGGCAGUCUUGCGGUGGUAUCAGGCACCCUACGGAAGAUGAGUUUGAGGAGCUUAGCUGGGAAACAAAAAGGACUGAAGAAUGAAAGAAGGAAGUUCAAUGGUCACAUUGACCAUAAGCCAGUAACAGUUCCCAAGGACAUAGAUUUACAGCUGGAGACGAAAUGCAUCACAGAAGUCGACACGUUAGCGUUGCACUACUUCCCAGAGUUCCAGUGGCUGGUGGAUUUCACAGUAGCGGCGACUGUGGUCUAUCUGAUAACAGAGCUGUACUACUGCGUGGCUCAGCCCUCGGGAGAGAUGAACAUCAGUGUGGUCUGGAGCCUGCUAGUGCUAGCCUUUGUCCUAAAGACCCUUUUCUCUAUAACGGCCCAUUACUUCAAGCUGGAGGAAGGAGGCGAGCGCUCACUCUGCAUUACUUUUGCUUUCUUCUUUUUUGUCAAAGCCAUGGCCAUUCUCAUUGUCACUGAAAACUACCUGGAGUUUGGUCUUGAAACAGGUUUUGCAAACUUCUCCGACAGUGCUCUAGAGUUCCUGCAGCACCAGGGCUUGGAGUCCCAGGGUCCCAUAUCUAAACUCACCUUCAAGCUGAUCCUGGCCCUGCUCUGCUCCCUGAUUGGAGCAUUCCUAACUUUCCCUGGUCUACGAUUGGCCCAGAUGCACCUAGAUGCACUCAAUCUGACCACAGGCAGAUUUACACAGACUCUGCUUCAUAUCAACUUCUUGUCCCCUCUUAUCAUGGUCCUGCUGUGGGUGAGGCCCAUUACCAAGGACUACCUAAUAAACCCCUAUCUGGAAAAGGGGAAUUUGCCUUUGAUGACGGAGGAUACGUAUGAUACGUUACGGUUGUGGGCCAUCAUACUGAUGUGUGUGCUCCGACUCGCUAUGAUGAGACACCAUUUACAGGCCUACCUCAACCUGGCCCAGAAGGGUGUGGACCAGAUGAAGAAGGAGGCGGGACGCAUAAGUACCGUUGACCUGCAGAAGAUGGUUGCUCGUGUUUUUUACUACUUGUGUGUAAUCGCACUACAGUAUGUGGCACCGCUGGUGAUGCUGCUGCAUACAACUUUGCUGCUAAAAACCUUAGGUGGACACUCCUGGUGGGUCUACCCUACAGAGGACCUGCCUUGCAUCUAUGAAAUUAACUCUGACUCUGUGAUGGGGGCGGCCCCUGUAGCAGCCCCCCCACCGGCGGUAGAAACAGCAGCCCAGGGGUCUGUGGCCCAGCUGUCGGUGGCCCUGGGGGGCCUGCGGACUGUCUUCAGCCCCUUGCUUUUCCGUGGCCUCUUCUCCUUCUUCACUUGGUGGGUUGCUGCCUGCCUCUUCUCCACCUCCCUCUUUGGUCUCUUCUACCAUCAGUAUCUCAUGGCGGGAUAACCCCCACCCUGUGUCGGGCCCAAUCAGAAAGGACUGAGUAGGAAAACAGAGGCCUAAUGAUGACACACACACACACACACACACACACACAUCCUCCCUUCCCUUCCUCUGACCAACUAAACCCUGACUGACCAUAUCAUCAGAGCUCCUGGUUCAACUUCCAGUGCUUCCUCCACAGACGACUCUGUGAACUCUUGUCAUUGUUUUUAAUACACAACCAUUACCUUUUUAUUUUGGAAAGCAAGGUUUCUAAACCCCUAACAGACUAAAUCGGGAGUUGGAAGAAUUGUAAUAUGUGUCAUUAGUGUAUUGCCAUAGUAAUGAGAAAUUGGUCCAGUUUGCUGUGUGACAUUUUAAUCACAUGAGGUAAAGUAAUAUAUCUCAGACGCUGAUUACAAUUAAUUUAAAAUGUGGUGUGGCAUUUCUCCUUAAAUCCACCAGGGUCAGGAGAGAUUUUAAUUCAUGACAUUUUUUUCACAACUGAUUUCAUGUAACACUCUGCAAGACUGGGUCCAUGCUGUUUAAGUGUUAUGGUUUGGUACGUAUGUGCGGGGCCUUGACAAUGAGAGUCAGUCAACUAUCUAUAUUCCAGUCUGUCAUUACAGGCCAUAAUGGGGCUUAUUUCCCUGAGUGAUACAACGUGAAGAAGCUCCAUAGAGGUCACAAAUAACGCGUUUGUUUGUGACUUCAUUUGAGCCUUAAAAUCACAUUUUGUUAUUGUAUGUUUUUGGGGAAAAACAAUGGCCGACGUACUUGUGCCCCCCGUUUGUCCUUUUGAUCAAAACUUAAAAAUAUGUGCGUUGAAACAAAAUUGCCUGUUUUACUAAAAUGUCUAAAUUUGAUUGCCACGGACCUCGAUAGUGUCUGGAAUAGUCUUAAAAUGUUGUGUCAAGGACCAGUACGCCUCAGUUUGGGGGGGGGCUGUUCUCAGCUAAAAAGGGUCGGAGAGUGGACUUCUGAAGAACUGCAGAGGAGGAAGAGGAGAUGUAUAACUCAUUGACUUGAAACUGAUGUAUUUAAGUGUUUUUAAACUGCGUCGUAACCUUCUUGGUUUUAACUGAGCCAUUUUAGAGUUUAUGAGAUUUAUUCUUUUUAACAGCAGAGACGAUUCAAAGGGAGGACAGCACUAAGGGCUCAGCCCAGGUUUGUGCUGGUUUCCAUGUGUCUGUCUGCAUGUACAGGAUCUCUGCUGUAGGUCAGCUGUAAUCUAAAAGGGCAUUGUGAUCAAGAGGAGAUGAUGUCAACUACUGUUGGUGAACUACCGCCUUUAUGUUCUGCUUUCCAUUCGACAUGUUACCCAUCCUUUGCUUUUUUUUUAACUCAUUUGAGAACAGCUGUUUUUAUUCUUUUUCUAAUGGAUCAAAAGUUGUAAAAGUGCCAAGUGAGUCUGUUCCCCUGUCCGGAUGGCUAUAGAUUGGGUGUCUGCUAGUGUUUAAACCUUUAACUGACUACAACUCUGCGGCCUUCUUUCUUCUGUAGUUCCAUCUCAAUAAAGAGGGGAAUCUCAAGCCCUGGUUUCCAUCGAGACAUAACAGCAUUUACAGUGUCUUUGCAUACUGUAAUUAUUUGGUGGGUAAAUGUCUGCACUAAGAGUCAAAGGGCCUAUGAUUGUCCAGCCCUUCCAGGAACGUGGUGCCAGAUGAAUUACAGAUCACACAAUCUGGUGGCAUUUAAUGUGGUCAUUAUUAUAUCAUAGAGCUGUAAUUUCUGAAUUGCAGCUCUAUGAGUUUUGUACAGGACAUAUUUUACAACCUCAAGCAGCUCUAUCUCAUUUUUAGCUCCUGAUGUCAAAAGUCUUAGAAAUCGUUUUUUUGUUUGUUUUUUUUUAAAGAUGGGGAUUAUGCACAUAAUGAAUGUAUCCAUCCUGCCUAAUUUCUAGAUUGUUUUUCAUGAAAAUAAUUUGUAUGGUGAGUUGAUUUAACACCUCUGCACUUCCUGAAGUCUUUCCUCGUCUACUACCAUCUUUUAAUCUACCUUUCAAGCUAAAUCUAAUUUAUCCUAAUGAUUAUUUUUGAUUGAUUUAUCUUUGUUUUUGUAUUUAUUACACAUGCUGAGGCCUGUAAACAUUUCUAAUUUUAACAGCGAACACAUGAUUUUGUUAUUUGGGGGGCGGGGGGGCAUGAUGGCUUAAAUCAAUUUUGAAAAAAAACGUGUUUGACAAAUCAGUUACAGAUUAACCUUUUUUUUAAUUGUCUGGUCCGUUAAGAAGUAGCUGGGAUACUUUCAGAAUUCAGUGGCCUGAUGAGGCGAUGUUUCUUCUGUUUGUUACCACUGAAGUGUUUAUAAUUCAUUGUUGAGUUCACAAAGUAAAUUACACACAUUGUUCUUUCAUGUAUUUAUUUCUGUUCUAGAUUUCCUCUUAAAUAAAUUAUGUUCUUUACUUUGUCCUUUUUUAUUUUUGUAUCUUCAUGCUCUAUGAGUGGCUUUACAUAGGGCCUUAGCAGUAUCGACACAAGGAGGUGGGUUCAUUUAUAAAGCUGCAAUCAUUCUGGACUUCAAGUAAAGUCAAAGGAAUGAUCUAAAGUCCUUUUUGUUUUUACUUUUGAAUGAUAUGCUCCAAAGUGGGUCAGCUUACAAUCAUGAGAUGCUGCAAAGACAGACUGCUAAUGUUAUACAUCCAUUUUCAACACAUCAAAAUGACAGCAAACUAGUAGUCCCAUUAAAUGUGAAUGAUACUCUGGCCCAUGCAAGAGAAUGACUCACAACUUCAGAAAUAAUCACCAAAGACUUGUUGUAAAAUAGUUCAUUGACUCAAUGUCUCUCUUGUUAGAUCUCUUGUCUUUCCUUUAAAUCAUGCCAAGAAAGCUUAAAGUCCUUGACUUGUGGUUCAAAACAGUAAGCGUAUCAUUUGGCAUGUUGUGUGUUACAAAACUGUUCACUUGUAAACUGUGCUUUGUUCAAAUCUAACAUGACAGCUGUUUUUUUUUUACAGGAAAGAAGAUAAUGUGACUGAUUUUUUUUUUACAGUCAGAAUGUAAAGAAUAACUGUCCAAUAAAGUGGUUUUAAAAUA